Messenger RNA from Plasmodium knowlesi strain H, 3096 nucleotides. RefSeq names its product conserved Plasmodium protein, unknown function. The transcript has a single exon. The record is from RefSeq and is a predicted model, not a curated record. The coding region runs from base 1 to 3096 and encodes 1031 amino acids. Lineage: Eukaryota; Apicomplexa; Aconoidasida; Haemosporida; Plasmodiidae.
AUGAAGCUUUUACAAAAAUACAGAAUUCUACAUGUGCCAAACCAGUUUCUGAAACCCCGAAGGGUAAAAAUAAGGGCCCAUGGAACGGUCGCAUGGGAUGGAUGCACGAAUGCAGGAGACACCUCACUGGAGAAAUGUUCGGGAAGUAGCACACCCCAUAAAGGAGCGAGUUAUGCCCCACCCGCGAAAAACCCUGGGCAAUCCGAACUAGUCAGACAAAUAAGAAAGUUCUGCAGAAAAGAUGACCUGUGCAGCAUAUACAAAUUCUGCGACCAAUUUGUGCACCUUCUGAAAUUGAAGCAAAUUAACCAAGACGAUUUUUCCAUAGUAAUUCACCUGUUGAGUAAAAAAAAAAUACACGACAACAGUUUUUGGAGACGUAUAGCCAACACAGAUAAUUUAAAUUUCAUUUUCAACAUGAACUUGAAGCAAAUAAUUCUUACCUUCUACAGUAUUGCAAAUUCAUACAGAUACAGUAGCUUGACUUUUUUAAACGAAUUUACGCAUAAGUUCAUAUUUGUAUUAAAAUGCCAGAAGAAACUCCUUUCUCUUUAUCGAGGAAAAAAGGUCGUACAGCAAAGGGCAAGUGACUCCCUCUCAAGAGACAGUUACCACACUUACCAUGAAUCGAGGCAUACGCAGUUUAAUCCCAUCAACAAUUUGAUAUUCCAAAAAAAGGGAACUGAAGUUAAAGCCGACAAUUACGCGAAUGAAGUGACACUCCCCUCCACAGAAAAGGAGAAUUUCACAUGGAAUACGCUAAUUUGCAAAAACGAUUAUGAAAAUAUUGGUCCCCUCCUUAGCAACAGGAAAAAUCAUUUGAAUGCUUUAGAUCUAACGCUAAUGUGCAACACAUAUUCUAAACUGAACAAUAUAGAGAACUUGCAAAAUGUAGAAGAAUUAAAACAAAUUAUGUACAAACUUUUUCUUUAUUUUUUAUUUUUCAACAAAAUAAAUUUUAACCAUCUUAUUCUCUUUAUGUAUAGCUACACACGGAUCGGAGGAAGUGUACACACCAAUGUGCUACGCAAAGUGAGAAAAGUGUUACUAACCCCGCUAAAUGGACUACACGAGCAUGUUCACCAACUUUGUCCUGUGCACACCUUGGAUGUAGGUUCAUUAAACAUGCUAAUGAAUGUACUACAAAGGGGCAAUUUUAAGGACGAAAGAAUUUGCAAAGAAAUAAUACUCUCCGUGGUUAUAAAUUUAAAUUUGAAAAAUGAGAAAAGGACCAAAAUAAAGGGGUCUGUGUUAAGUGGACAAGACAUUAACUGCGCCGACCGCUUCGGCUAUUUUGAAGAUGCGUUGGGGCAUGAACCUCCAUAUUCCUACUCCAAUAGCACCAAUUACACGGAGGAAGGUACUCAUCACCUUGUAACAGCAUGUACACCUCAGCGGGAUGACCAUUUCUCGAUGUUAAAAAAAAGGCAAAACCUCCUUGAACAUUUUGUAAACAAGGAUAAUACGUACUUAGUGAAGAAGAACGACCCGCUUGUUAAAUUGAAGAAGAAAGAUCUGUGCUUCCUUCUCUACAACAUAAAUAAAUUAAGAAUAAAAAAUUACUAUAAUGUGUACGAUUAUAUAAAACAAUGGCUGAGUGCUAACCUGGCAGUUAUGAAUGUGUACAGCUGUUGUAUCAUGUUGGAUAGCUUAAUAAAUUUAAAUAUACUUGAUAAAAAAUUAUUUAAAAAAAUACUGACGACUUUGAAAAUAUUAUUCGAUAAAAAUCACUAUAACGAAAAAGAUGUUACGGACAUUUUCUCAUGCCUAUGCAAAUAUGACCAGAGAAGUUCCAUUUAUCAUUUUGAAAUAUUCAACUUGCUACAGUCGUUAUAUCUUAAAGUAGAAAUGAAGCUACAAAAAUAUAAUUACAUAAAUUUGAUUUCCAUUUUCUGUUCCGCCUCUCACUUUAACAUAAUUUUUACAAAUAAUUUGCUCCAAGAUUUAUGCAUAGACGUGCUUAAUAAUUUUCACUCAAUGGAUAUAAAAUUGCUUCUCCCCUUUUUAUACUUUUUAAAAAGUAAAAAUUAUCAAAUUAAUAUAUAUUUUUUUAACACAAUCAUGGAGAAAUUCCUUUCCAAGGUAAAGGACGCGAAUACCUUUUUUUACUCUUUUUAUAUUUUGUCUACUUUUGCUUCCGAAACCUUGCAAAAGGAGAUUCCCAUUUUGAACAAGUUUGCCCAUUUACUGCAGCGCAAUCAGAACAUGCUAAAUGGAGAGGAAAAAUUCGCCAUCGCAUUACAUACAAUUGUAACUCCUGUGUUGAUGUUAAAUGAGACAUUUUUCCUUUUCUGCGAAAAGGUAUUUUUGGAUAUUUUGUGUGGAGAAUCUGAGGAGCGACACAUAUCAACAAGGAGAAGCAAACAACGUGAUACAACGCCCAAUGUAAGUACCCCCCAAUGGAACAACACCUUUGAUCCAUAUUUCAUGAACGAUUAUAAUCAUAACGAUUUUUGUUUCAACACAAAUUUGGAUAGUACCGAAUUGAAGGUUUUUCUUCCUUUGCUACUGUCAGAUAUGUAUGAGAAGAAGUGCUUCCUUCUAAAAAAGGGGGACUGCUGCAUAACAACGAAAGAUGAAAAAAACAAACACACCAAACUGCAUGGGAGCCAGAUAAACACACCUAAAUUGGAUGUACUGUUCAGCUAUAUAUACAUCAAAUUACAGAAUGAUGGUCUCAGUUACUUCAUAAAAAAUAAAAUUCAUUCGCUCGAUCUGCAAUUUUACGCAAAACAGUUGGACACUCAAAGAGUACAUAAGUACACCACCAUUUUUGACUCAAGCAAAUAUUCAAAUGAAGAGGGAAAAACUAAUGAGAGGACCAUCCAAAUUUUCAAUGAAAUGAAGGAACACUUCUCCAACUUGGAAGAAACUCUUUUCAAUCUUAUCAAAAUAUGUUAUGAGGAUUUUUUCAUUUAUACAUUUUUUGCAAAAAAAAAGGAUGAGCAAUUUGUUAAUUAUUGGAGCCAAAAGGAACGUUGCAGUUUCGCCAAUUCAUUAUUCAUACACAGGAAUGAUACAUUAAUUAUAAAAUUGAAAAAAAAUAUGUUCAUUAAUUCGCUGCACAUUCCGUAUGUCUUAAAUCCCUUUCUGUAG